AUGUAUCCAAAUUCUACGCAAAAUGAUUCAGACGAGGGACUGAUUGCAGUUGACUUAUCAAGCAGCAUUCUUGUUGACUCCUUAACUGCAAUGACGCAAAAUUUUAUUCCUCCAGAUUUAAUGCAGGGUAUUGAAGACAACAAUGAAGAUGAAUCAACAAAGCUAACUUUAGCUUAUGAAAGAUUGUAUGAAUUGCCAAAAACAAUAGUGGAAAGAUUCUGUGACCACAUAAAGUAUUUAGAUAUUAGCCACAAUAAAAUAACGAACCUAGAUGGCUUAGUUUACUUCAAGCACCUUUCAACCCUUAUAGCAGAUGAUAAUCCCAUUACUGAGAACUGCUUGUUGCCUCCUCUGCCUAAAUUGCAAUUAUUAUGGCUAAAUCGUUGUAAGAUAUCUUCACUAUACCCGUGGGUGGGUAAACUUAAAGAAUCAUGUCCAAACCUUCAGUAUCUAUCAUUGAUGGGCAAUCCAGCAGCUCCCAGUUACUUCAAUGGUGGUACUUUCUAUGAAUAUCUCCAAUAUAGGCUAUUCGUCAUAUCCCAGUUCCCAUCUCUCCUGCACCUGGAUGAUAGAAGAGUGUCAGACGAUCAAAGAGAAGAAGCCCAUAGGCUUUACCGACGGCCACUAUUAGAAAGAAUAGUUAAACCCAAUACAGGAAAUAUUUCUCAAUUAAUAAGCAGUUCUGUUUCUUGGAAUUCUAUGCAAAAUAAACUACUCUCCUUUUGGGGAAAAGACAAAGAACCAAGAAGAAAUCUGCUUAUU
This is a messenger RNA of Brenthis ino (lesser marbled fritillary), 762 nucleotides long. Lineage: Eukaryota; Metazoa; Arthropoda; Insecta; Lepidoptera; Nymphalidae. The record is from the annotation of a GenBank genome assembly.